UUUUAGAUGUGGUCUUUUAACUGCAACUGCUAAUUCAAUGUUUAAAUUCUUCUUUCAGCGCUUCAAAGCUGGUGGCGUGUUUUAGCUGAAAUCUUUGAAAAUCAAAGUAUUUGAUAAGGGCACGACGCUUACCUAGCAUUUAAUUAUCCAUUGUUUAUUCUAAUUUUCUUUACAUUAAAAAAAAUACUUAAGUGAACAUGUUUUACCAGUAUUUGUCCCCCGAAAGAAUUAAAGGAUUUGAAAAUUAUAAGUAUAGUGCAAUCGACACAAGCCCGUUAAGCAAUUAUGUUAUGCAUCCAUUUUGGAAUCAAGUAGUGAAGCUAGUACCGACAUGGCUUGCACCUAAUUUACUGACAUUCACAGGAUUUUUUUUGACGCUUUUGAAUGCUGUUUUACUUUCAAUAUAUGACUAUCGCUUCUGUGCUUCCAGUGAUUCAUUUCCUUCGUAUCCACCAAUUCCACAGUGGGUUUGGAUAAUAUGUGCCAUAAAUCAUUUCCUUGCACAUACAUUAGAUGGUAUAGAUGGAAAGCAUGCACGUCGUACAAAGUCAUCUGGUCCAUUAGGAGAGUUAAUGGAUCAUGGGCUUGACAGCUGGGCAGCCUUGUUUAUGCCAACAUGCAUGUAUUCUGUAUUUGGCUGUGGAGAGUACAGCUGUAGUCCUCUUAGGGUUUUCUUUAUUUUGUGGAGCGUUCAUCUAUGUUUCAUAUUUUCACAUUGGGAGAAAUACAACACUGGAGUGCUUUAUCUUCCAUGGGGCUAUGAUAUAUCUCAGAUGGUCUUAUUAGGAGCUUUUUUAAUUACUUAUUUUAAAUCGUACCAAUAUUGGAAAUUUACUGUUCCUUUGCUGAAUAUGGGUUGUGGACAGAUUAUCGAACUUCUCAUAUAUGGAGGAACUUUUGCCAUGUCAUUACCAGUUAGUCUGUACAAUAUAUAUUGUGCCCAUAAAAAAGGAGAGCUGAAACAGAAUUCUCUGUGGGAAGCUAUGCGUCCAUUGGUGCCUAUAAUUCUAUUGUUUUUAAGUACAACUGUGUGGGCAAUUAUGUCUCCUACAAAUAUCUUAAGUAAUGAUCCCAGGGUAUUCUAUUGGCUAGUUGGAACCGUUUUUUCUAAUAUUGCUUGUCGAUUAAUUGUCAGCCAGAUGAGUUCAACUCGUUGUGAAACUUUUAACUGGUUGUUUUAUCCUAUUGGCUUUGCUAUAACCUUCAUUUUUUAUUCUCCAAAUAAGAGUAGUAAAACUGAGAUUCAAGUAGCUUGGGCUUUAUUUAUAUUAUCUGUUGUUGCUCACAUUCAUUAUGGAGUUUGCGUUGUGCAGCAGAUGUGCCGCCAUUUCCAGAUACAUUGUUUUUCAUUGAAGAAGGAAGGAAAAGAGUGAUUUUAUUUCUCAUCUCAAUUUGUUAUGUGUGAAUGUUAGUUAAGUGAAUGUUUUUGAAACUUGAAUUCCUUUAUGAUCUAAUAGAAACAGAACUAUUUUCAGGUAUCAACAACUUCAGGUCUAAAAUUUUGAGUAAAAUGUUUUCCUGUCAAGAAAUGGCUGAGAGUUUUUUGUUCUAAUUUUGCCUUGUUUUCCUUUAACUUUGCUUAAUAUUGUGAUACAUAACACUGAAUACAAUUUUACCACUAGAAUAAUUGAGUAUUAUACUCAUGUGGCCUUUUUAAUGACAGGUGAUGUCUGUUUUUGAACAUUCCACACAAACACUGUUAUUGUUCUUUAAAUUUUUGAAUGUGAUUUUGUCCUUCUAUUCCAAUUAUGAAAAAUAAUGGAAAUUGCUUUUAUUGUAAUUAAGAAACUCGUAUAGUAAAUAUUUGACUUUUUGAAGGGUUGUAUGUAAUAUAAGUAAGUGCAUUGCUGUAACAAAAAUGUGUUGAUAUUUAUUAUAUUAACAAGAUAUUGAAUGAAAAGUUAAAUGUAGAUCUAGUCCAUGUAAUGAUGUGUACUUGACUGUUAUGUCGUGAGUAAAUCCUCUUGUGAUAAAUACCGAUUUGGUGUAACUAUUUUGAAUUUGAAAACUUUUCGUAGAUAUUGAAAAUGACUUAAUUUUGUUGUAUGUCUUUAUUAUAGCAUGAAAGUCAGAUUUGCAUCUGGAUAAUGCUUCAAUACUUAUGAAAAGCUUUUAUUGAAUUUUGGAUUUAAUUUGUUUUGAUGCAUUGCAUCUGACCAUUUUUACAAGUAUAAGAAAUAUUUGAUCCUUUUGAGGUAUAUUUAUGCUGUAAAAUUUUAUGAUUUGAAAACAUGCAUAAUAUUUGGACUAUUCAACUCCUUCAUUAAUCUUGAGCUUUAUUCAGCUUUUACAAGAUAUAGUUUUUAGUUUAUGGGUGAUUCUUCAAAAACCUAACAUUUUCAAACAGCAUAUUCUUAAAUUCUUUAAAGAAAUCUAAAAAAGAAAAAAAAAAAAACUUUAUAAAUCCAACAAAAUAGUGGAAUUAAACAAACAGUGUUGCCAUACUCCAAACAACAUUUUUUUCCCCUCACUUUAUUGAAAACUUCUGUAGAUCAGGAUACUGACAUUAAAACCUUAUGACCUUGAUAAGUUGCAUGUUUAAAUAAAUUUAAAAAAAUAAUAAUAAAUACUCUUUUUAAGCAUAUUUAAUUCAUUACUAAAAAUAAAUUUGUGAAAUUUUAAACAAAGUUUGUAGUUAGUCAUUUCAAAGUUUGUUUUUUUUUAUAGAAAGAGUAAAUGAAUAACCUUUGUAUGGAUUGGCUUAGAUAGGAAAAAUUAGGUCUUCAAGUUUUUUUUUUGUAUUGUGUCUUUUUUUUUUUUNUUUGUUUUUUUUUUUUUUACCAUUCUUAGGUUUCUGGAGAAUUACCCAUAUAAUUACAAUUUAUAGUUAUUUGAGAUUUCAUAGUAAGUUAGCAAGUUUAAUGAUAAGAGGAUAAAUAAGAGAUUUAAUUAUAAGAGGGUAAACAUGAGAUUUAAUGUCAAGAGUGUAAAGUUUAAUCCUCUUUAUUUAAUAAUAUAAUAAUAGCUAAAUUUUUAAAGCUACUGAUUUAAGAAAUGAGUUGUACUCAAUGUAACGCACAUCUAAAAGAUUUCGAUCUACUGAUUUUCCAUCAACCUUUCCGAUUGUAGAACAUUUUCAAGUUAAAAUAAUGCUUUAGUUAAAAUGCAUAUUCCUUAUGUUUUUAAAGAACAUUAAAUUUUUGUAUGUUGUAGGUGUCAA
Molecule: messenger RNA, 3160 nt
Organism: Parasteatoda tepidariorum (common house spider)
Lineage: Eukaryota; Metazoa; Arthropoda; Arachnida; Araneae; Theridiidae
Product: ethanolaminephosphotransferase 1
Biological process (GO): phosphatidylethanolamine biosynthetic process
Cellular component (GO): endoplasmic reticulum membrane; Golgi apparatus
Molecular function (GO): ethanolaminephosphotransferase activity
Source: RefSeq, a predicted model, not a curated record